Messenger RNA from Closterium sp. NIES-65, 444 nucleotides. The record is from the annotation of a GenBank genome assembly. Lineage: Eukaryota; Viridiplantae; Streptophyta; Zygnematophyceae; Desmidiales; Closteriaceae.
AUGAGGGUGUGCCGCAUGCUGAAGGCCAUGGAUGCGGUGUGCCAGCUACGCGCGAGCGACGGCAAUGCCAACACCAAAACCGUGGUUGAUGCACUGAACAAGAUCGCGGCACCGGGCAUUGGGACCUUCUGCGAUGCCCUCACGGUGCUCAACUCGGGAACGGCACCGACGUAUUCCAAAGAGUCUGGCAUGGGAGUCAAGGGGCUGGGCCCCAAGGUGGUCUCGAAGCUAUGCCUUGCCUGCGCGCUUGUGGCGCUCAACCUGAAGCCGAGUUCUUGGGUCUCUGCCCUCUUUCCAGACACCUGGGAGGAGCAGACGCCGAAGACCAAGGCCGACCUGGCGAAGCCGACAGCACCUGCCAAGUCGACAGCACCGGCCAAGCCGACCGCACCGGUGCACCUCUAUCUGCGCGUCGCACCGCACAUCGAUGCCGUGCUUUUUUAG